Molecule: messenger RNA, 1927 nt
Organism: Ornithodoros turicata
Lineage: Eukaryota; Metazoa; Arthropoda; Arachnida; Ixodida; Argasidae
Exons: 11
Coding region: 1-1881 (626 amino acids)
Biological process (GO): intracellular signal transduction; mitotic cell cycle
Cellular component (GO): nucleus; cytoplasm
Molecular function (GO): histone H3T3 kinase activity
Source: RefSeq, a predicted model, not a curated record
AUGCCAGCGUUCUUACCACAGGUGGUCAACUUCUUCCAACACCUGCUCGCACUGACGACCGUGUAUUUCGCCGUGAAGCUUCCAUUGGAUAGAUGGGUUCCGCUGGAGAGGCAAAUUGCGCACGUCCCACCCAACGGAACGUCCAACUUUCCCAAUAUCUCGCUACGGUCUUUGCAGAUGUAUGAGGCUGAAAAGGCUAAAUGUCCAGCUUCACGAGAGAGACAAGUCACUGCAGUUAUGAUCUAUCCUGUGCCGUCGUGGAUACCCAAAGAAGCGGACAAGGUUCGCCAUACACAGCUGCAACCCGCUGCAGAACGAGCGAAAGACCAUUCCGGAUUCCUCACCAUCACCUGGACCCUCAUACUGCUCAUAUUCAUGCUGCUGCUUCAACGAGUCAAGGAUGAAAUCUUCAGGAGCUUCGUUGAUGUCCACCGUGAAACCGGAAGCCUGGAAACACCGAAACGUCGCGUGAGAGAGCCGCCGGAAACUUCGACCGAUGACGAUAUUAUUGAAACGCAAUUUAAUAGUUUGAGAGACUACUUGUGGAUGAUUUCUGGAGGGCCAAGGGACGAAGUGCAACAAUACCUUCAAGAAGAUGAUGCCGAACCAUCGGAUGAUUUGAUAGAGGAGGAAGACAACAGGUACGAACUGAGCGACGAAGAUUCGAAUGUAGACACGGGUGAUGACUUUGAUCCAGAGGACCAUGCAACACUACCUGCUGUGGAUGAGGUCGAAUAUGAAUACAAAGACUUCGUGGGCGACAUCAUUCAAGACGUAUUUGGAGCCUUCGCCGAGUACCUGGGGGCAUCGCUCGGAGCUGACCUGAUCGACCGCCAUGAAAAGAAGGGAUUCUUCGGAGACUUACUGAACUUAUGCGAACAGCGAAGGGAAACUACUUUCACGACAAUGCUUCAUGAAAUAGACAUCCGUAGCUGUAUCAAAAUUGGAGAAUCCAGAAGCGGCGACGUCUUCCGGAUAUCCACGGCCGAUGGACUAACUGUACUCAAACUGCACAGAGCAGAUUACGUGCUUCGCUACAGAGACCAACUUGAGAAUCAUAUACGUAUUGCAAGAAGCCUCGAAGUUUUGUCUAAUGGGGGAUGUGAGAACUAUACGGAAGGAUUCAUAAAAAUAUUCAAGGUUCGCUGCGUAUGGGAUAGUUACCCGGCUCUUCUAUUAAACGCUUGUAGAAGGUUUCAGCGACGCACUGGCGGUCACGUGGAACGCAUGUACGCCGAUGUCGAAGUUCCUCAACCUUAUGUUGUAAUCUAUAUGAAAUACGGAGGAAGUCCACUGUCGUCUAUUGAGGUGCUGUCUGCGCCUCAACUCUUCAGCAUUCUUCAGCAAACAGUCCUGACCAUAGCGGCAGCAGAAAGCGAGCUCAGCUUCGAGCAUCGCGACCUGCGCCUCGAACACAUCUACGUUCUCAGUGCGACCGAACGAAGCAUUCAAUAUAAAGUUGGCGGAAAGGAGUACGCAGUUGGCAACGGUGGAGUGGAACCGUUCGUCGGAAGCUUCGCCGUUUCACGCGUUCAACAAGGAGAGGGAAUUAUUUGGUGCGAUCCUGAGGUCACGUGGUCCGGACGUGAAGUGCACGAGGCACUGGCUGUCACCUGCGGAAAGAUAGGACAAAAUAUCAAGUCAUGGAACAACUUCUAUCCCAGAAGCAACGUCCUGUUCCUGGAGUAUGUGAGCCAAGAACUUUACAAGAAGUUUGACCGUUGCGUCAACCACAAUAUUUCCGACGAAGACCGUAGGGCGUGGAAGGCUUUCCAGGAAUGGAGUGCACGACUCGCGUGGUUUCCUUCGACCGCGGAGUUUGUCAAGGUCGCUAUGAACCAAGAUGCUAGUCUCGCUUCCAGGCUCAGUUGGUUCUUUUGACGAACCGCGAAAAAAAAAGUUUAAUAGCCUAAAUACGUCAAUGUAA